AUGGGCAAGUUCAGUAGUGUCAGAAGCAGCAGCAAAAAGAAAGGUGGAAGUGGCAUUGUUAAGUUCAAGUUUGUGGUUGAAAAGCUCCAAAAGAGGCUCUUACUUGGGAGAAACAAAGAGGGUUGUGACUCAACCUAUGUGCCAGAAGAUGUGAAGGAAGGACACUUUGCUGUGAUUGCUGAGGGUGGAGAGGAACCGAAGAGAUUCGUGUUGCCACUAAGCUGUUUAAACAACCCAACAUUUUUGAAGCUAUUGGAGGAAGCAGCAGAAGAGUAUGGUUUUGAUCAUGAAGGUGCACUAACCAUUCCUUGCAGGCCUAGUGAGCUUGAGAGGAUAUUGGCGCAACAAUGGCAUGGACAGAGAACUGAAACUACUGGAUUAAGGUGGACUUGUAAUAAAACCAUGGUUUUUUAA
Molecule: messenger RNA, 414 nt
Organism: Abrus precatorius (Indian licorice)
Lineage: Eukaryota; Viridiplantae; Streptophyta; Magnoliopsida; Fabales; Fabaceae
Product: auxin-responsive protein SAUR50
Exons: 1
Coding region: 1-414 (137 amino acids)
Biological process (GO): response to auxin
Source: RefSeq, a predicted model, not a curated record